This is a messenger RNA of Pipistrellus kuhlii (Kuhl's pipistrelle), 1656 nucleotides long. RefSeq names its product creatine kinase U-type, mitochondrial. Bases 277 to 1530 code for a protein of 417 amino acids. The transcript is spliced from 10 exons. Lineage: Eukaryota; Metazoa; Chordata; Mammalia; Chiroptera; Vespertilionidae. Gene Ontology annotation, cellular component: mitochondrion. Gene Ontology annotation, molecular function: creatine kinase activity. Gene Ontology annotation, biological process: phosphocreatine biosynthetic process. The record is from RefSeq and is a predicted model, not a curated record.
CUUCACGCCAGCCCGGGAACUGGGAGCUACAGAGAGGGGAGAGGAGGAAGAGGAAACUGGCAACUCCCUGCCCAGCCCCAGCCUUACCUCCGUGCAACCCUCAGGCUGGUCGGCACCGGCUCCCACGCCAGGCUUCACCCCGGGCCCCAUUUUGGCUCCAGCCUUGCACCCAGCAGUCCCAGCCCGCAGUGCCCCUGGUGGCAUCCUCCCUCCCGGAUCCCGCCCUGCUCCUGCUCCUGCUCCUGCUCUGACAUUCCGUAGCAGGAACCUCAAGCCAUGGCCGGUCCCUUCUCCCGUCUGCUGUCCGCCCGCCCGGGGCUCAGGCUCCUGGCUUUGGCUGGAGCUGGGUCUCUCGCUGCUGGAUUUCUGCUCCGCCCGGAACCUGUACGAGCCGCCAGUGAACGACGGAGGAUGUAUCCCCCGAGUGCUGAGUACCCAGACCUCCGAAAGCACAACAACUGCAUGGCCAGUCACCUGACCCCAGCGGUCUAUGCCCGGCUCUGCGACAAGACCACACCCACUGGUUGGACGCUAGAUCAGUGUAUCCAGACUGGCGUGGACAACCCCGGCCACCCCUUCAUCAAGACUGUGGGCAUGGUGGCUGGAGAUGAGGAGACCUACGAGGUAUUUGCUGAGCUGUUUGACCCCGUUAUCCAAGAACGACACAAUGGAUAUGACCCCCGGGUAAUGAAGCACACCACUGACCUGGAUGCCAGUAAGAUCCGUUCUGGCUACUUUGAUGAGAGGUAUGUAUUGUCCUCGAGAGUCAGAACUGGCCGAAGUAUCCGGGGACUCAGUCUGCCUCCAGCUUGCACUCGGGCAGAGCGGCGAGAGGUGGAACGUGUUGUGGUGGACGCACUGAGUGGCCUGAAGGGUGACCUGGCUGGUCGUUACUAUCGGCUCAGUGAAAUGACAGAGGCUGAGCAGCAGCAGCUUAUUGAUGACCACUUCCUAUUUGAUAAGCCUGUAUCCCCAUUGCUGACUGCGGCAGGAAUGGCUCGAGACUGGCCAGAUGCUCGUGGGAUCUGGCAUAACAAUGAGAAGAGCUUCUUAAUCUGGGUGAAUGAGGAGGAUCAUACCCGGGUCAUCUCCAUGGAGAAGGGUGGCAAUAUGAAGAAAGUGUUUGAAAGAUUCUGCCGAGGCCUCAAAGAGGUGGAGCGGCUGAUCCAGGAGCGUGGCUGGGAGUUCAUGUGGAAUGAGCGUUUGGGAUACAUCUUGACCUGUCCAUCUAACCUGGGCACUGGACUACGAGCAGGAGUACACAUCAAACUGCCGCUGCUAAGCAAAGAUAACCGCUUCCCAAAGAUUCUGGAGAACCUAAGACUCCAAAAGCGUGGUACUGGAGGAGUGGACACAGCUGCCACAGGCAGUACCUUUGACAUCUCUAAUUUAGACCGUCUGGGCAAGUCAGAGGUGGAGCUGGUGCAACUGGUCAUCGAUGGAGUAAACUAUUUGAUUGACUGUGAGCGGCGUCUGGAGAGAGGCCAGGAUAUCCGCAUCCCUCCGCCUCUCAUCCACAACAAGCAUUAACUCCCCAUCCUCAGCAGAUGACUCAAGAUCCCCAGGACUUCCGCCCAGUCUAAUGGUGGCCUAUCCUACUUGCCUGGAUGCCCCCCACUUCCUGUGUCCCAGUAAAGACACCUUGCUAUGCUCCAA